AUGGGAAACGCAUCCAAGCCCUGUGCAGAGGAAUCCCCUCCUACCUCGCUUACCCAGCUCCUGAUUUGGACUGCAGUCCUUCUAGGACUCGUCCUGAAUCCAGCCCUUGCUGAUUACUCUCAGAAGACAAAUGGAAACCAGCAAAUCAUCUUUGGUGGAGACUCUCAAAUCACUAUCACCGGUAUCUCACAAGGCGUGAAGCUCAAUAGUCAAACAAGGGUGGCAAUCAUCGAGCAAAAGAGCCAAACUUUAUCAUGGAAAACCAUCUGGAACUACAACAGGGGUGUCAUUGCAACCAAAAUCACACAGCAGAACACCUGCUACAUUUCCAUCAUGAACAGAACUGACAUACCCAGUUUUAAUAGUCUGGCCCGACUGGCGGCAGAGAGCAGGAACCUGAUUGGUGUUCUUGGAAGACACACCAAGGAGAUCACCUUUGUCACCAGUGGACUGGUGAACAACCUCUACUCCUAUGGAACAGAGAUUGCGGCUAUGUGCAGCGGAGUCACCACCUACAUGGCUUAUGAAGUUCAUGGACUCCAAGCAAAUCUGGGAUCCUGCAUUACCCUCAAUGUCUUGAGAGCUGUGGAUCUGAGGUACUGCAAUAGCAAUGGCAACUGGAAUGGCAGCAUCUUCAAUCACACUCAGGUCAUCAUUGGUGGCCACUCCCAAAUUGUGACCAUCAACAGGCAAUGGCGUGUGGCAAUCAUUGAACAAACGAGCAUCAGUGGGUCCUGGAAAACCAUCUGGAACUACAACACGGGUGUCAUUGCAACCAAAGUCACGCAACAGAACAUCUGCUACAUUUCCACCAUGAACAGAAAUGAGAUGCCUCGCUUUGAUAAUCUGGCCCGCCUGGCAGAAGAGAGCAGGAACCUGAUUGGUGGUUUUGGAAGACCGAACAAGAGGAUCACCUUUGUCACCAAUGGACUGGUCAACAACCUCUACUCCUAUGGAGCAGACAUCAUGGCUAUGUGCAGCGGAGUCACCACCUACAUGGCUACCGAAGUUCACAGCCCCCAGGUGAAUCUGGGAUCAUGCAUUACCCUGGAUGUCCUGAGAGUUGUAGAGCUGCAGUACUGCAGCAGCAAUGGCAACUGGAACAACCAGUGGAACAACCAGUGGAAUGGCAACUGGAACAACAACUGGACCAACCAGUGGAAUGGCAACUGGAACAACAGUUGGAAUGGCAACUGGAACAACCAGUGGAAUGGCAACUGGAACCACCAUUGGAACAACCAGUGGAAUGGCCACUGGAACAACUGGACCAACCAGUGGGAUGGCAACCAGUGGAACAACAGCUGGAAUGGCAACUGGAACAACCAGUGGAAUGGCAACCAGUGGAACAACAGCUGGAAUGGCAACUGGAACAACCAGUGGAAUGGCAACUGGAACAACAACUGGAACAACCAGUGGAACAACAACUGGAAUGGCAACUGGAAUGGCAAUUUCCCGGUGAGAAACCAUUACCCUUAG
Messenger RNA from Melozone crissalis (California towhee), 1476 nucleotides. RefSeq names its product protein PF3D7_1417600-like. NCBI's taxonomy places the organism in Eukaryota, Metazoa, Chordata, Aves, Passeriformes, Passerellidae. The record is from RefSeq and is a predicted model, not a curated record. Gene Ontology annotation, biological process: regulation of cell population proliferation. The coding region runs from base 1 to 1476 and encodes 491 amino acids. The transcript is spliced from 10 exons.